This is a messenger RNA of Peromyscus maniculatus bairdii (prairie deer mouse), 2242 nucleotides long. RefSeq names its product transmembrane protein 154 (gene Tmem154). The record is from RefSeq and is a predicted model, not a curated record. Lineage: Eukaryota; Metazoa; Chordata; Mammalia; Rodentia; Cricetidae.
CAAACUUGCCACGUUUGAACGUCUUUGUGGUCCAGGCCCCCUCCUGCUGCUGAAUGGCACCUGAGCAACGGCCUGGGUUUCUCAGGGACAGAAAGGUGGAGGCCCAGACUCCCGAGGGCUAGGGAGGUGCUAACUGAAUCAGUGCUGGGCCAGCAAGCAGCUCCUCUGUUGCAACCCUUGCCAGUCUGACAGGCUCCUGCAGAGGAGUUACAUCACUUCCUAAAAAUCAGGCAAACACCUCUCCUUCAAGUGAGCACCGACCCAAAGGAGCAGGAAACAGGAAAUGUGCGCGUCGGAGGGAGACCGGGGCUCCGCAGCAUCCUGAGCGCGGGGCGAGCCAGCUGACAUGACCGCGCUCUGUGUCGCCCUGGUCUUGGCCCUGGGACUCGCGCUCUGUCACUCCGACCAGGGCACUGAUGAGGAGUUGGAACACUCAGGAUACAGCACCACGGAAGAAGGAAUACUAGACGAGGAGACGACAACGAGUGCUUUGGCUGUCGGGACCACGGAAGUGUCAGCCACAGGCACAAAUUCUACCUCCACCGAGGAGACUGUCGAUCCCCCAGGCCAGCUGCAGUUUGUGUCAAUGGUGGUGGUCCCCCUGGCAGUGCUGGUCUUCCUUCUGUCCGUGAUUCUCAUCGCCAUCUACCUUAAAAGCAGGAGACCUAAACGAGAGCCUUCUAGCCAAGGAUCUCAAAGCGUCUUGCAGACGUAUGAACCAGUUGGUGAAAACCUGAAAGUCCCUAUUUUUGAAGAGGACACACCCUCUGUUAUGGAAAUAGAGAUGGAAGAGCUUGAUAAAUGGAUGAACAGCAUGACUAGAAACGCCGACUAUGAAGGUUUACCUACUUUGAAGGAAGAAAAGGAACCAAACCUCAGCCCAAGUGACAACGAAUCCUAAAUCUGAGCAGUGUUGAUGUUUUCCAAGAGCGCACUCCCUGAGGGCACUUGCUGGGCCUGCCAAGGGAAGAUGAAGAGGAGACACAUUUAAUUAAUUUCAAAUCAGUGUAGACACAAGAAGCUUUUGCUGUUUCUUCCACCACCCCUCUUCAGAAGAUGACAUCGUGGACUUGGAAGAAGGAAGGACUGAAGUCCUAGGAAAGGUCUGGCUGCCCGCCAUCGCACUCAGGGUGCAGGAGCGCAGAGGUGCUGGCUGUCCCCUCCUCACUGCCUUCUCCCCCCUCGUUCUGAUCACCCUUAAUUUGCCGUCACUGCUCUGCUUCACCCCUGAGGGUUCAAAUCAGGAAGCUGGUCCUCUUCCAGGUCACCUCACUAUCUAACAGCUUUGGAUAAUGUCCUUUCAUUAUUUAUGUCCUCUGACGGGUCAGCUCUGUUCAUCUGGGGACUUUUCUCACGUUACUUUAUGCCAUAGAAAAGACACCACACAAAGCCAAGUGUUUCGUAGCCACACCAUCCCAGGGAGCUGCUAAGCUUGUUUCUUACCUGCUAAGAAAACAUAGCAAGAAAGUGCACAGUCCUCACGGGAGAUCCUAGGGUGGCUCGUAGACAUGCACUCAGCCACACUCAGCCACGCUCAGCCACCUCUCCAUCACUUUUGGAAACUUUGUGGAAGAAAUAGCAAUAUUUAAAGGGAGAAGCAACAUUUUCCUUCUCCGCUAAGAUCGCCUCCAUUUGCAACAUCUCAGAUGCUGCUGUUCCCACCUCGUCUCAUCCCGCAGGCCUGGCCUGUGCUGUGCAGGCAUGGGGCAUGGAAUGCGUGCAGGCUGAGAUCAUCUGUCACCCUUCUGCAUCAUGGAGACCGUCAAGGCCGAACAAGAUAUAGCUGUCUCCGUGGCAGCUGUGGCUCACUGUGCUCUCCAGUCUCUCCUGCAGGAUACAGCCCUUCCUGUAGGGCUGCGAAGAGUCCCAGUCCUCAGCACGGCACUUCACUUCGAGGUGGCUAUCAGGUCAUCAGAGAAGGCAUUCUACAUGAGAUUACUUGACAUCCAUGCGCUAAAAACAUUGGAGCAAAAUGCAGACGGCCCCGUGAACCUCCUCUCUGUCAAGUCAGUCCCGUGUAGUCCUUAGCGUUCUAAUUCUGACCUCAGGAAGGCCGUCUAGCAAAUCGAGUCCUCAGCUCUCAUGGGAUGCUUGGUAUUUUAUUCCAGGAAAAGAAACAGAAUGAAAAUUUUAUUCUGCAAACCACAUAUAAGCCGAGGGGAGAUGAAGUGAACAGAACUUUUUGCUGCUGACUUUGGGGUCUGUGUUUGAAAGGCUGCCUUCACGCUCCACAGAGUGCCUU